ACACUGAUCCGCAGUGCGGAGAAAAAACUAAAAAACUGUGAAAAAACGGAAAACUGAUUCCGUCGCGAAAUGGGCUGUGUAGUGUUGCGAGUGAAUUCAAUGAAACGCCCACGAAAUUUAUAAAGUUUGUUUUGAGUUGGUGUCAUCAGACCAGAUCCCUCGAGUGCGCUGGACAGGGUCGAUCUAUGAGAUGCAUCAAGCAAAACACACGGGACUUUUGGAAGAUAAGCACAGUAAUUGCUGCAAAAGUACGGCCAGUGUUUAUGUAAACAAUCGUUGCGAAAUCGUAAGUAACUACUUUGGAGUUUCCUAGUUAAGGUCCAGUCGGGUUAUGCAAGUAUUCAAGGCGUCGAAGAAUUCAUUGUAAGGUUGAAGGAAGCCCAAGAAACGCAUUUGUCAACCCGGCAAACAACGUAAGCUUCUGGCCGCAUCCAAGGUUAUGCUUUAUGCAGUCGAUCGAUCAAGUGGAGCACUGGACCAGUGCACGGUAGCGGAUUCUACGUUCAAACAAGAGAAUUGAGAGAGCACAGGACUAGGCUAAGAAAAGACUGCCCGGCAACACAUUACUCUCGUCUACAGCUCCGAAAGGCAACGGCACGGGAGCAAAUCAAACAAGUUAUCAGUUGCAGUCCAACCACGAUCGCGGAACAAGCGCGGAGCGAUCGCAUUUCGUAGAGUUCAACCUUCCGGGUGGCAGAACAAGUUGAAUCAGAGGAAUGAUUCGAGGCGGUUGAAUUGACGAGUGCAUUGCGCUGUCUGCUUGGGGUUUAUGCAGUGAAACAACAUCUAUAUGAUAAAUUUUGCCUGAUGCAAUUUAUAUAUAGAAAAAGGAAUGGUGAUCCUCCCUCUACAAUGUCUUUUGAAAAUAGUGAGUGAUUAAUGACAGCAGAGUGUACGUACUACUUCCGUAAAAAUAGUUUGUUUGAAGUCAUAUGCCCUUUAAACGAAUUUAUGUUGUGCAACGGGUAAACAUAGCUACGAUAUUUUAUCCUUUCAGUGUUAAGUGCAUUCUAAGUCGAGACUUUUCGUGAAACAUACAUAAAAUGUAAGAGCAUUAUAGGUUCGAGUAAUAUAGAAUGCAAGAUCCGGCAAUUGCGAACCGGUUGGCGACUCUUUGCACCAUCCCUCAAAGUUCCUGGAAGUCUAUCGGUUGCGCUACUCCAUUACUGUACCGAUGAUGUUUUGAACUAGUGGUCUGCUAUGUGUUUUAAAUUUGAAGUAGUUUGCGUUACACAAGGUGUGAUCGAAUGAUAAGCAAAUUGUCUUGUGCAUUUGUUGUGUAGAAAAUUUGCGAUCGUGUUCUGUGUUCACAUCAAGUGCCCGAAUAUUCGACCAAAAGCUGCUGUAUGAUAGCACGCCUGUAGAUCAGAUUUCACAUCGCUUGUAUUGCACGAAAAUUCUGUGAGAGUACAAAGAAUGAUGUCUGCUCUAAGCUAUCAGGUUAACAUGAACAACUUCCUAUCGCUCUUGGUUGGCGCCUCGCUGGUGGCAGCUAACUCGUCGCCGAACCAUGAUAUAUCGGCCCCGUCGCAGCCAACCGAGUUCAGUAACGGCGUCUCUUCAUUUGCUCUUCCGGCUGAAGACCGUAUGGCCUUCGAGACCUCCACGUUUGCACACCUCAACUACAGCUACGUGGACGCAGAAGGACACUUGGUGGAGCUCGGGGGAAACGAAAGUGCUAAGUAUGGCGAAGGUCGAGUUCUGAACAGAACCGGCAUCCUGGUGCAUGUUAGCAACAGUGUAAAUCGGUCGGAUCACACUGGUUGUUCAAAGCAUUGGAAUGGGACUCGCGGACAACCCCUGCCGGAGCGUCACAUUUCUUGGAUUGCACUCAUACGGCGUGGUAGCUGCAACUUUGAGGAUAAAGUAAAACAUGCAUUUGAUCACGGUGCCGCUGGAGUUAUUAUCUAUAACGAUAAGGAUGAUCCUAAGCUGGAUAAAAUGAAGAUUAACGAUAAAGAACGAAACAUUACCGCGGUAUUUACAUCAAAAGCAAUGGGUCAUGAAUUGAUCGACAUUGUUGAAUUACGUGGCCAAGAAGUUGUUAUGCAUAUUAUUGAAGGUUCCCGUCAGUUUCGUAGCAUUGGCAACAUAAAUAAAGCUUCCGUUUUAUUCGUCUCUAUUUCGUUCAUUGUACUGAUGAUCAUUUCUCUUGUCUGGUUGGUGUUUUAUUACGUUCAACGUUUUCGAUACCUGCAAACCAAAGAUAAGCAAUCAAAACGAUUGUGCAGUGUUGCGAAGCGUAUAAUUGCCAAAAUUCCAACAAAAAGUAUUAAAUCGGACGAUAAGGAAAUCGACAACGAUUGCUGCGCCAUUUGUAUCGAACCAUAUAAAGUAACUGAUGUGAUACGUGUACUUCCAUGCAAGCAUGAGUUUCAUAAGGCAUGCAUUGACCCUUGGCUACUGGAGCACCGCACAUGCCCGAUGUGCAAAAUGGACAUCCUCAAACACUAUGGCUUUGUGUUUACGGGAAGUCAAGAGAGCAUUCUUCAAUUAGAUAUGGAUAUAGAAGAAGGUGAUCUUAUUGAUGACCGAAGCAGUACAGAUGGUGGAUAUCAGCGGCGAAACAGCGUCAGUCCGUUGCCGCAAAUACGAGCGUCCAGUGAGAAUCAGAUGUCGCGAAGCACUUCUGAGUCAGAUUCGGACCAAGAUCACCUUGAUAGUCCGCAAUCAUCGGAACACAAUACUGUUCGUCGGAAUAAUGGUCAAAGCCAAUGUCGUCUAGAAGCUCAGGAUGGAACCGAUAUUUGUGUGGGAUGUCUCGCAGCAGCAUUGAAUAAAAAUCAGCGUAAUCUGGAGUAUAAUAACGCUCUGGACGAUGAAGAAAGUGAUGUCUGUGAAAAUAGCCCACAUGGAUCGACAAGCCUUCCAGCGACUCUUAAAAAGUACAAAGGAAAUCAUUCCACAGGAUCGUGUCGCGGGAUGAACCCUGCAGACAAUCCUCGGGACGAAAACCGGAGUAAUGGAGCUCAUCAAAAUAAGCAGCACUGUAAAGAUAUCCCCGAGGCACAAUCAAGGCUUCCAUUCAAAUUCUACAAAACCGAUCGCGGGCAGAUGCGUAAAGUACGGACGCCACUCCAGAAUCUACUUCCUCAGUCAAUUUCGGCUCCUGUUGACAAUGAAAGCUCCUUGCACGUUUGCAUUCACGAAGAUCCUGCCCAGUUAACAGAGCCGCCAUCGUCAAUGGUUAAACAGGCAAAGAAUGAAACGGAAGAACCUUCUCAGAUACAAAGAAAUCAAUAUCAGACUAACGCUAAGCGGCGUUGCUCGCUGUCACGUAAUUCGUCGUGUUCGUCUGCGGAACACAGGAGUGUAGUGACGUGCGAAGAUUUAAAGCUUGCCAUUGACUACUCCAACGACGAAGACAUUUCUGAUGAAACUGAACCAAACAGUGAUAAUGAUUUGAUCGUUCGCCGAUCGACACGUGGUGAGGAAAAGGAAAUCCGGAAAAAGUGAUCAAAUCGGUGGCAUCGCCUAAGAGCGUCGAACGUUGCGUGGACUGACAGAUAGUGAACCGUCUUAUACGUCCAUCAGAAACGGUUAUUGAUGACGCUAAAAGCGGUAUGUGAUAGAGUGAGAACUUACAAGCUUAACAAAGUGUAGAGCAAUUGCAUUUUUUAAUUAAAAUAGCCUUCUUCAGAUAGCCGAAUGCUGUCUGUGGCUGUUGGGCCAAGGCAUCCACAUUUUGGAAAUGUUAGAAAACUGCGUACGGAUUAAAUCACCAGCAGCGUAGUAAACAGAUCAAGGCACCCCUAACUAACUAAUACAAGUAACUAAACUAAAGGACUCCAACGAUAGCCAUAUGAGUCCUUCUUUUAGCAUCGUUAGACCUCGAUUUUGCCCUAGUAUCGUUAAAUAAAAACAAGCUGAAACUGAUCCGGUAACAAUGUUUCAUAAAUAGGAAUAUUGACAAGCAAAUUCAAAAGUUCUAUUAGAAAAAAAUUCUAGAAAAAAAAACAUUCUAGGACUGUUUUCUAGUACAUGCUAUGAAUGAUAGAUACAUCCUUUCCUUAGCUAGGUUAGGAACAGUAAGUCUUAAUCUGAUAAAAAACCUACCGAUAUUAGAAUAAUUAUUUAAUUGCUUUUCAUUUGAGAAGGACAUACACUGACAGCUGUUCAAGAAUCUGUUUGGGUUUUAACAAGUUUUGUUUCUGUUCGUGAACAUUACAGUCAAUUUUAGGUUUUUAACGUUAGAAAUUUGAAGCCCAAAGGAUAUUUGCGUUUCAAUUUAUAAAUUCGUUCCAAUUGUAAGAAUGCAUCUUUGAAAAAAUGUUCCAUUUAAUUUCCCUUCAUUUUUUAGUGGGUUCAGUGAGUCUAGAGAGUUAAGCUGCUCUUUUAAGCAAUAAUACGAAUAAAAUACGUGCUACUGAAAAUAUU
Molecule: messenger RNA, 4377 nt
Organism: Anopheles coustani
Lineage: Eukaryota; Metazoa; Arthropoda; Insecta; Diptera; Culicidae
Gene: gol
Product: E3 ubiquitin-protein ligase goliath
Exons: 10
Coding region: 1417-3456 (679 amino acids)
Source: RefSeq, a predicted model, not a curated record